CUGCACUGAAGAGCUUACUGGUAGAAUUAAUCCCUAAAGAGACCUGAAGUGGGUUUCAGGAUGGUGAAAGAAGAGCCCCCAAGUACUUCAAAGGACUUUCAGGAGCUGCAGAGGAGGGUGUCUUUGCUGAUAGCGUCUGUCCAGAGUAACUCAAAGGUGGUUGCCUUCAUGAAGUCUCCAGUGGGCCAGUACCUGGACAGGCAUCCUUUUCUGAGCCUCACCUUGCUGGUGUUUGCUGCUGUGUCAGCCGUUCCUGUUGGCUGCUUCCUGCUCCUCGUGGUGCUCACCUCCCUGGCUGCGUUUUUGGGAGUCAUAUUACUAGAAGGACUGGUCAUAUCUGUGGGCAGCCUCUCACUGCUUUGUGUCCUCUGUGGCUUGGGCUUCGUGUCACUCAUCAUGUCAGGGACAAUCAUAGUGUCCUACAUGGUAGUCUCCAGCCUCGUCAACUACUGGUUUUCUCCCAGAGGGGAUCCUGAUAGAUGUGACAUCUGGGGAAAUACUCCUUUACAUUAUGCAGCCUCCAAUGGUCAUGCCCACUGUGUCUCAUUUCUGAUCAACUUUGGAGCCAACAUCUUUGCCCUGGACAACGAUUUACAGUCUCCACUGGAUGCUGCUGCCAGCAGAGAGCAGAAUGAAUGUGUUGGUCUCUUGGAUAAUGCUGCCACUGCCCAGAACAUCAUGAACCCCAAGAAGGUCACCAGGCUGAAGGAGCAGGCUCAGAAGAAUGCCAGGAGGCAGAUCAAAGAGUGUGAGAGGCUCCAGGAGAAGCACCAAAAUAAGAUGGCCCGCACCUACAACAAGGAGGAAUCUGGGACUCUUUCUUCUUCCAAGGACACUUUCUCCAGGUCAUCCCUUUCAAAUGUUUCUGCUUCCAACACAUUUGGGUCACUGUCUAAGGGCAUUAAAGACACCUUUAAAAUAAAGUUCAAGAAGAACAAAGAUACAGCAGAGCCGUUAGGGAAGGAGAGAACAAGUGGGCAGAAGAAUGUGAUGGAAGUGUUCAGAGAGGAGGACGAAGACCCCUUCUCAGGGCACUUCAAAGAGAAGCUCCAGUUCUCAGUAAAGGCGGACAGCUGUGUGCAACACGAAUCCAUUCUCAACCGUCCAGGUCUAGGAAAUGUUGUUUUUAGAAGGAACAGAAUAUUGAGCCCUGAAGACAUCUCAGACAGCAAGAGGGAGUUGGGGUUGAAAAUGCCCGGUGAAUUGCUUCAGAGACAAGGAGGACCUGAGGCUGAUGAAGAGGGAGCGGAAAACCACCACGAAGAUGAUCUGCCUUGGGAUGAGGAUGAAGUGGAAUGGGAGGAAGAUGUGGUUGAUGCUACUCCCCUGGAAGUGUUCUUGCAGUCCCACUGCCUGGAAGAAUUCCUUCCUAUUUUCAUGAGAGAGCAGAUUGAUCUGGAAGCUCUGCUGCUUUGCUCUGAUGAGGACCUUCAGAGCAUACAGAUGCAGCUGGGUCCCAGGAAGAAAGUCCUUAGUGCCAUAAACAGAAGGAAGCAGGUGCUACAACAGCCUGGGCAGUUGGUCGACACCAGCCUCUGAUGGAGUGUUGGGUCAACUGGGUGAGUCUGCAGCAGUGGGGUGAUGCUGUGGCCCACUGGAAACAUUUCAGGCAUUACCCACUCUCUACCCAGUACCAGACUACUGGGUUUCUAGGGUUUUGGAGGUGUCCAUCUAAGAGGCCCAAAUUCUACUCUGAGAAAUACUCUAUACCUGUCCACAUAAACCACUAAUGAGAAACUCAAGGAGACCUGGGAAUAAGAAAAUGACAUUUCUCUUCCAUUAUCUUUUUGAUAUUUUUGAAUACAGAAAGGAUUAAAUGGAUGACAGAGAAGGGAAAAACUUCCUUCACUUUCCUAACUCUGGACUUAAAAUUAUAAUCUCUCAUCAUAUUAGCUGCUGCUUAACUUCUGGUCCUCAUAGCUAGGGAUUCGAACUCCAGUUCUGUCCUUAGCUCUAUGACUUUACCUGUUGGUGGAGACUAAAGUUCCUCCAUUGGCCCGUGGCGUGAUGCCCAACUUAAAUGUGUCUAACCCUUCAACAGAUGUUCACAUGUUCACAAGUAAUAGAAAUGGGUCUAUAGUACUCCUGCCUGGGAACAGAGAGAGGAUGGCAGGUAGAGAGAGAGGACAAAGAAACAGAAUGUAUGGUACCUGUAUGGACUGAAUUUUCUCCCUCCAAAAUUCUUAUGUUGAAACCGUAAUCCCUAAUGUGACUGUAUUUGAAGAUAUUACCUUUAUUAAAGAGCUGAUUAAGGUUAAAUGAGGUCAUAAAGGUGAGGCCCUAAUUCCAUAUGACUGUUGUCCUUUGAAGAGGUAGAGACACUGGAGAUGUGCACACACGCAGAAUAGGCUAUGUGAAGACACAGCAAGAAGGCAGCCAUCUGAAAGCCAAGGAGGAAAGCCUCAGGAGAAAUCAAACCUUCUAUCACCUUG
Messenger RNA from Delphinapterus leucas (beluga whale), 2432 nucleotides. The record is from RefSeq and is a predicted model, not a curated record. NCBI's taxonomy places the organism in Eukaryota, Metazoa, Chordata, Mammalia, Artiodactyla, Monodontidae.